AAUUUCACAGCCACAUUUCUUUGGCACAGCGGCGGCACACUUAAUCCAGCAGGACGUUGUUCCUGCACUCUCCAUCCAAACCCUCAUCCCAUCUUCAUCCAGCCAACCCUUUGGCUGACCCUGCACAAUUGCGUACGCUGUUCGGCAGUUCUUCUUUGGGAAAUGUUUUUCAAAGAUUAACAUUGGCAGCAGCUUUUCUCCAUCAGCAGCACAUGCCAACACAGCAGUAUGGGAGCGAUGGGGCAGGAGUUCCACGUCGUGCGCUGCUUCUCCUGCGCCGCCUUCCAGACCCAGCAAGUUCGCAAAGAUAAAAAGUUCGUCUGCAAGCUGUGCGGGGAGAAACAGUCCGUCAGAAAGGAGUAUGGCCGGGGGUCAGGGAAGGACUGCAGGGUACAUGUACAGAAGCUGAACACCAUGAGGAGAAGCAUGGAGGAGGAGCAGGAGGCAGCACUGGAGGCCACGCUGGAAGAGGAGUGUGAGGUGCAGACUCCGGGACACAUGGCCAGGGAAGAUGCAAAGCAUUCAACACCUGCCAUCUCCUCAUGUGCAUGAAUGAGAUAUUCGACAACUAUAUGAGGGGGCGGCUGCUGGACAUGGCCCUGGGAAGGAAACGCCACCAAACCUUCCUACUGUCACCUAAGGAUGCGUUCUCCAUUCAUAGAGAUGGGGAACGCUACCUAGUGUCUAGUGCAUCCCAUGAUGGCAUAACAUAUGUCGUCGAUCUUGACAUCGGACUUUGCGAAUGCCCGCAAGGCAUGACCGGCGGCAUAUGCAAACACCAAGUGGCUUGCUCCGAGAGGGACCUCGUCAAACUCCCUCAAGUCUUCCUCGACUGAGCGGAGCGACGCCGAUGGCUGGCAUGCAUAGCCGUAGGGGAAAAGGCACCACCCCUGGAGUUCUUUGCUGAGUUUGGCAAAGAAACCCCAUUGCUAUCAGAGAGCACGGUGCCAAUCCCUGACACCGGCGUUGCCAAGGAGACAGAUGGAAAAUCAAAAAUAUUUGAUAACGCAUUCAACGCGUACUGUGACGGGGAAUCCUUGGAGGGCACGGAUGUCGAGAGCUUAAUAGGCGAGCUUCGUAAUUGCAUAGAAAAGUACGCAGACACGGAAACUCCGUCCGUGCUCGGCUCCUUUAAAAAACAAGUAAGAGCAGUCCGCUCAUCAAAUACCCUUAAUAGUUUAUUUCCGGGCAUGGGGAUGCCUUUCAAAGCAGCAGGCAGGGGCAAAUUCCCAUGCCAGCCAACUUGUGUGUCACGCCGCAAAAUGGGAAUGCCCAGAGGUGCAUCUCCCCUAGCGAAGGGGAGAAGAAGGGUUGGCAGCAUUCCAGAAGGCGCCCCAAAACGAAAAAGAAGCCUGGCAGCGAAUGUUCUGCUUAAUCAGGCAAACUAAAAAAAAAAACACUAACGCAUGACCCCAUAAUAAUAAGAAUAACAUAAUAACAUAAGAACGUAAUGAAUGUAAUGUAUUUUUCUAGUAAAACUAAAACUGUU
Molecule: messenger RNA, 1489 nt
Organism: Eriocheir sinensis (Chinese mitten crab)
Lineage: Eukaryota; Metazoa; Arthropoda; Malacostraca; Decapoda; Varunidae
Product: MRN complex-interacting protein-like
Exons: 5
Coding region: 229-552 (107 amino acids)
Biological process (GO): mitotic G2 DNA damage checkpoint signaling
Cellular component (GO): nucleus
Molecular function (GO): chromatin binding
Source: RefSeq, a predicted model, not a curated record